Molecule: messenger RNA, 2625 nt
Organism: Triplophysa rosa
Lineage: Eukaryota; Metazoa; Chordata; Actinopteri; Cypriniformes; Nemacheilidae
Exons: 13
Coding region: 38-2443 (801 amino acids)
Source: RefSeq, a predicted model, not a curated record
UGCAGUAGAGUUAGUGAAUCUCUGAGAUCUGAUCAUCAUGUUUCUGACAUCUCUGUUCCUGACCCUGCAGGUGCUGGUCACCACCGUCACGGCCUCGCACUACUAUGGAGGCUCAAUGACUUUUAACUCGAGAAGAAACAUUGAUGGAUCGUACAAGGUGGAACUUCGCUUCAAGACGACCUACCAUCAUUGCUACACAUAUGACUACUGGUCAUGCCCUUCUGGAAACUGCGGCGUUGAGAACAGUUACGUGAUGGGUCAAGUAGAUUCGAGUCUCAACGGGGGCACCUGGUGUCAGUCUGAGGGAAUCAUAACACGGACCGUUUCCACCAACAAACCCUUUGACAUGCUAAAACAAAGUUGCUGCUGGAUCUUUAACACUAUCACAACAUCUGGACCCUGGAGUCUUCUCACGCAUGUUGACCUCGGAGUGAGAUCAGACACCACCGAGCCCAAUAGAUCCCCAAUCACCACCGCACUACCGUUGAUUAGAGUUCCUCAGAACUGCCCCAGGAGGUACAAUCUGUUGGCUUUUGAUCCUGACGGCGAUCACGUCAGAUGUAGAUAUGGACGGAGAAACAUUAAUGAGUGUGGAAUUUGCAACGAACCUGUUGGUUUUUCUGUGGAUGAGAUUAACUGUGCGUUGUCAUAUGACUACACAUGGCUCCCUGGAGUUUACUCGUUUGAGCUGGUGCUGGAGGAUUUCCCCAUGCAUGACAUCACUGUGUCCUACAACAACCAACCCGGGGUCAUGAGAAAGCGACGUAUGGUUCCACCCAAUUUUGAAACUACUACUGCAGUUACAACCACAGAGGAACCAACAACAACCACAACUGUACCGACAACAACCACAACUCCAUGGAAAACAACCACAACUCCACCGACAACAACCACAACUCCACCGACAACAACCACAACUCCACCGACAACAACCACAACUCCACCGACAACAACCACAACUCCACUGACAACAACCACAACUCCACCGACAACAACUGCAUCAACAACAACCACAGAUCCACCGACUACAACAAUGUCUGGACCAAACCCCCAUUUACCACUGAGCAAAAUUCCUCUUCAGUUUUCUCUCCAAGUUGAUGGUCCAGCUCCAUCUUGCACCGAGGGUGAAUAUCUACCACGGUUCCUUCACCCAACACCUCAUCAUGGAGAACACCUGCAGGCUCGUGUGAAUCAGGAGCUGGAAAUCAGAAUCAACGCUUUUGCGUCUUUAUCAAGUAUUAUUGAUGUCAUCAUUAGUGGACCUCUGAACAGCACAAAACACAAAACUACCAGCGGGGAGUAUGUGAUCAACUGGACACCAACUGCAGAGAACUUCGGCCAACACUUUCCAUUUUGCUUCAUCGCAGAAGGACAACACGGGUCUAACAUUUACCAGUCUGAAAUGAGGUGCGUCAUUGUAAAGGUGGAAGCUAAAGGACCCAAGGCAAAUGUAACCUGCUCACAAAACUCAAUGUCUGUGACAAUUGAAAAGUCAACCAUCAAAAGAAUCGAUGACAGACACUUGAGGCUGAUAGAUCCCCUUUGCCGACUUGAGUCCAAUACAACCCAUGUGUUCACCACCAUUCCCCUUAAUGGCUGUGGCACUGAAGUGGAGGAGAACGAAAGUGAGCUUAUCUUCAAGAAUAAAAUCACGUCGUCCGAUGACCCCAGGGACAUUAUAACCAGACACCAUGAACUAGAAAUUGAAUUAUUGUGCAAAUACCAGAAGAGAAGCAACAUUACAGUGGAGUUUGAUACUCACAGACAAGUGAUCAACUUCACAGAAAGAGGCUUCGGUUCAUUCAGCUACCAGUUUGAGUUUUAUGGCUCCGAGAGUUUCUACAACAGAAUUGAUGUAAACUCCUACCCGCUGGAGUAUGAUGUGGGUGAGAUGAUCUACAUGCAGAUUGAGCCCGUCACUCCAGUCCAAAACACUGAGAUCUUCCUCGAGUCCUGUGCAGCUACACCCUACGAUAAUCCCGACUACCCCAUCUCGUACCCCAUCAUCACAAAUGGAUGCAAUGUGGACGAAACGGUUCAGAUUUUCUCCGAUCACCAACCGUACGUCCAGUUUGGGAUGGAGGCCUUCAAAUUCAUUGGACUCCACAACCAAGUGUUCAUCAGCUGCUCUAUCGUCAUCUGUGAGGCAAAUAAUCCCAACACCCGCUGUUCGCAAGGCUGCACAAACAACCAGGUACCUCCACCACCCCACCAUCAUCACAAGAGAGAAGCUGCAAUCCAGACCGGCAGUCACUUCAUUUCCCAGGGUCCCCUGCGGCUGAGACGUGCAACACAGGUCACUGUAAGCCAAGGUGUGAAUCUGAACCUCGCUGUCAUCGCUGGCUGUCUCCUAGCAAUGGUUGCCAUGGUGUGCGGAGUCACCGUUUAUAGAUCGAGGAUGUCAAAGAUCACAUACCAGCCGUUGCCAUCACACGAGUUUUGAGCGUGAGCGUGAUGCUCAGUAUUUGCGGGCAUCGGCUUCUUAUAACAUAGAAGUGCUUUAUGUUUACAAUACAGCAGAACUUCGCAUGAACAUAUGUUUUAUGUAAAUCUUACUAUCUUUCUUUUUGUACUUUUUCAUUUUAGUUUCAUUGGUUGAUGAAUAAAGAAUCAAUGGUGAAAGUG